AUGAGUCAAGCAAAUGCCGCCUCAGACGCAACUGAUAGAAACGUUGAAAUCUGGAAGGUGAAGAAGUUGAUCAAGAGUUUGGAAGCAGCUAGAGGAAAUGGGACUUCUAUGAUCUCUCUUAUUAUACCACCCAAGGAUCAAAUUCCUCGUAUUGCAAAGAUGUUAGCAGAUGAGUAUGGAACAGCGUCCAACAUAAAAUCUCGCGUUAAUCGUUUGUCAGUAUUAGCUGCAAUCACGUCGACACAACAAAGACUGAAGUUAUACACAAAAGUUCCAACCAAUGGUCUUGUAGUUUACUGCGGUACCAUUGUUACUGAAGAGGGAAAGGAAAAAAAGGUUAACAUUGAUUUUGAACCUUUUAAAGCUAUCAACACUUCUCUAUACCUUUGCGAUAACAAGUUCCAUACUGAAGCUUUAUCCGAACUGCUUGAGUCAGAUAACAAGUUCGGCUUUAUUGUAAUGGACGGUAAUGGUGCUUUAUUUGGAACUUUGAGUGGUAAUACUAGAGAAGUGAUCCAUAAGUUUGCAGUGGAAUUACCAAAGAAACAUGGACGAGGUGGGCAAUCUGCGCUACGUUUUGCUCGUCUUCGAGAAGAAAAACGUCACAAUUACGUUCGUAAAGUUGCCGAAUUAGCUGUUCAAUUCUUUGUUACGAAUGACAAAGUCAACGUCACUGGACUCAUUCUUGCAGGUUCCGCAGAUUUUAAGACCGAAUUAUCUCAAUCUGAUAUGUUUGACGGGCGUCUUCAAGCAAAGAUUAUUAAGUUGGUUGACGUUUCUUAUGGUGGAGAAAAUGGCUUUAAUCAAGCCAUUGAACUUGCAGCUGAAAGUCUUGCGAAUGUGAAGUUUAUCCAGGAAAAGAAACUUAUUUCGAGAUAUUUUGAUGAGAUUUCUCAGGACACUGGUAAAUUUUGUUUUGGCGUGGACGAUACACUCAAGGGUUUGGAAUUGGGUGCUGUUGAGAUCCUUAUUGUCUGGGAAAAUUUGGACGUUACUCGUUACACAAUGAAGAAUUCAAGUGGUGCUGAGGUAAUUGUUCAUGCUACAAAAGAGCAAGAAAAGGAUCGUUCUAUCUUCCUUGAUAAGGAAACUAGUGUCGAAAUGGAAGUGGUAGAUAGAAUCCCACUUUUGGAAUGGUUCGCUGAUCAUUACAAGGAGUUUGGUGCCACUUUGGAGUUUGUUACCAAUCGUUCUCAGGAAGGCUCUCAAUUCGUUAAAGGGUUUGGUGGGAUCGGAGGUGUACUUCGUUAUAAAGUCGAUUUCGAUACUUUGAAUUACGAUAGUGAAGAAGAUGGCUUCUUUUCAGGCGAGGAAGUGACAGGGUCGUCUGCAGUUCGGCCACGGGAGGUGCAACACGUGAGGAUGUUAGUUUAA
Messenger RNA from Acaulospora colombiana, 1374 nucleotides. Lineage: Eukaryota; Fungi; Glomeromycota; Glomeromycetes; Diversisporales; Acaulosporaceae. The record is from the annotation of a GenBank genome assembly.